Molecule: messenger RNA, 4530 nt
Organism: Akanthomyces muscarius
Lineage: Eukaryota; Fungi; Ascomycota; Sordariomycetes; Hypocreales; Cordycipitaceae
Exons: 3
Coding region: 1-4530 (1509 amino acids)
Biological process (GO): Golgi to endosome transport; protein targeting to vacuole; Golgi to vacuole transport
Cellular component (GO): Golgi apparatus; membrane
Molecular function (GO): protein binding
Source: RefSeq, a predicted model, not a curated record
AUGAGGAUCUGCAGCCCGCUGGCUGUGCCUUGGUGGCGUAUCCUCCUGCUCUCCUGGCUCUGGACAAUUGCCCUCGCCAAGGACGAGCCUAGCAUUUCAGCAUCCAAGAUUGAGGGAUACCCUCGCAACAUCAACUACUUCGAAGACAGCGACUCGAUUAUAUGGCACAACGUCGACACUGGCAACAUUUUCUGGUCCGAGGAUGCUGGCGUUCAGUGGGCCAGAGUCGCCGAUGUCGAUGAGGGCAAAGCUGUUCUGCUCAUCAUGCACCCCCAUGAAGCCAAAACGGCCUUCAUCCUGACCGCUGGCCAAGAGCAUUACAUGACCCAGGACCGCGUUUUAACAUUCAACGCCGCCGAUCCGAAGCGCAUGAUCUUCAACGGCAUGGACUGCGACGAGAUAUUUUGCGACGAAGCAGCUACAUUCACGACCGAUGGUUUCAAAACUGUACAAAAGCUUCGGGAAGAUACAGCUGGUUGCUGGUGGGCCAAGUCAUCGCCUGAAUUUUCCACUGGCGACAAGGAACUCGACAAGACUAGAAUUUUGUGCAUCAUCCGUGAUGAGUUUACGCCUCGAAAGCAAGAACAGCGACUCGUUGUUUCGGACGACUUUUUCAAGAAGGAAAAGGGCGAUAUUCAAGAAUUUGAGCCCGAUCUCGACAUCAACAAGCCUGUUCGUGGCGUCAACAAUGUCGCAGUCGUCAAAGGCUAUCUUUUGGUUGCCACAACUUCAGCCGGGAGUGAUGAGAUGGCUCUCUAUGUGACGGAUGACACGAAAAAGUGGCAUCGCGCCAUGUUUCCCAACUCAGAUUCACACGAACACUCUCACGCCAUCAAUCAGGGUGCGUAUACCGUUCUGGAAAGUACAAACUACAGCAUCCAAGUCGACGUCAUGACUUCGCCGCCCUCUAGGCCUAUGGGUGUUUUGUUCACUAGCAAUUCCAACGGCACAUACUUUACCGAGAACAUCCCAUACACGAAUCGUGACCGAAAGGGCCAUGUCGAUUUCGAAAACGUCAGCGGCAUCCAGGGUGUCUACCUUGUCAAUACCAUUGAGAACGGCGCAGAUGUUGACAAGCAUGGCAAAUCAAAGGUUUUGAUCAGCAAAAUAACCUUUGACGAUGGCAGAACGUUUGAAUCGCUCAAGGCUGGAGACGACACCAUUCACUUGCACUCAGUCACGGAACUAGACAACAUUGGUCGCGUUUUUUCCAGUCCUGCACCUGGCCUGGUCAUGGGCAACGGAAAUACCGGCAAAUCCCUCAAAAAGGCUUCAGAAUCGAACUUGUUUGUCUCGGAUGAUGCUGGUCGUAGUUGGAAACAAGCUCUUGAAGGCCAGCACAAGUACGAGUUCGGCGAUUCCGGUUCCAUUCUUGUUGCCGUUCAAGACUCAUCCAAGCCCGAUGUCGAAAAACUUUCGUUCUCCCUAGACCACGGUGAGAAGUGGGACUCUGUUACUUUUCCAGAUGGCUUAAAGAUUAAGCCCGAGUUCCUCACAUCUGUGCAAGACGCUACCAGUCUCAAAUUUCUUCUUGUAGGCUCUCGCAAGGGCGAAUACCACAGCAUCGCCAUUGAUUUUGACGGUCUGCACGAACGCAAGUGUGGCGAUGAUGACAUGGAAGAAUGGCAUGCUCGCGUUGAUGCCGACGGCAAGCCACAGUGUAUCAUGGGCCACAAGCAGACAUUUACCCGCAGGAAGAAGAAGGCGGACUGCUUCAUUCAGAGCGACUUCAAGGAGCCGAUUGCUAAGACCGAAGACUGCGACUGCUCAGAUUCUGACUUUGAAUGCGAUUACAACUUCCAGCGAGACCCCGAAGACAAUACCAAGUGCAAGCAAACAGGCUCCUUGGUCAUUCCUGAAGGCUCAUGCAAAGAGCGCGAUAAGUCCUUCAAGGGUUCCUCUGGCUGGAGGCUGAUUCCUGGCAACACCUGCAAGCGGACAGGUGGCGCUCAGAAGGAUGAUACCGUUGAGCGCGAAUGUAAAGAUGGUGGCAAGGAUGAUGAAAAAGACGACGGCAAAGAUGGCAAAGAUGGGAAAGACGGAAAAGAGGGAGACGACAGCAACCCCGCCAAUGGUGACGUUUCUCACAAGAAGAGUGACUUUGACACCGACUUGAGCGACUUUCAAAAGAUCUAUCUGGAACGCGGCGAUGCCAGCUCGUCAAAGGACGAGACAGUCAUUGUGCGCGCCGCUGAGCAAGGAAGUGGUGGUCAGUUGAAGGUCGAUGCCCGUCUAUGGCGCUCUCCCGAUCACGGCAAGAAAUGGGAACGCAUUCUUGAAGGGGAGGAGAUCCAGAACAUCUUUCCUCACGCUUACUUCAAUGAUGUUGUCUACUUCACCACUGCCAAGGAAAACAAGGUCUUUUACACCAUUGAUCGUGGACAGAGCUUUCAUCCGUUCACAGCUCCCUCUGAGCCGUAUGAAGAUGAUGGUCCAUUUAGCUUCCACCCGGACAAGAAAGAUUGGAUUCUCUGGGUUGGCAAGACGUGCGAGAAAGUGGGCAGCAAAGAGUCUUGCUACUUGAAGGCCUCUGUUUCAACUGAUCGCGGCGAUGACUGGCGCACCCUGCGAAAGUAUGUCGAACGGUGCGAGUUCACUGGUAACUCCGAAUACAACAUUCGUGCCGAGAAGCAGAUUGUGUGCCUUGCUCAUCGCGAGGAGAAUGAGGGCUCUCCCAUGACAAUCAUCACCAGCGACGACUUCUUUGAAGAGGAUGUGACCAUGUUGGAUAUCGAAGUUAGCAACUUCAUCACGAUGAGCGAAUACAUCAUUUUGGCCGAAAAAGACCAGAAAGCUGGAGGCGUCAAGCCCCUGGUCAGCGUUGACGGCAAGCAUUUUGAGAGCACACACUUCCCCUACAAAUUCCAGGAAGGUCAUGAGAACGAAUACACUGCUCUGGACAGCUCCACUCAUGCUCUCAACCUAUUUGUCAGGACAGAUGAUGGUGUAGACCACGAAUAUGGCUCCAUUAUCAAGAGCAACUCCAACGGCACAUCAUUUGUGCUCAGCGCUUCCAAUGUAAAUUGCGACCACACGCCGUAUGCAGACUUUGAAAAGGUCGCAGGCCUGGAAGGCUUUGAGCUCAUCAAUGUCGUUACCAACCCUGGCAAGGGAGAAAAGACCAAGAAACUCCAAACGAAGAUUUCGCGCAACGAUGGUGCUGAAUGGGGUUAUCUUGCGCCUCCCAAAAAGGACAUUGAAGGCAAGUCGUAUUCCUGCAGCAGCUCGAAGGGUGACAAAUCUUGCGCCCUCCACAUCCAUCAUUACACGGAACGCGACGAUAAGCGCAAGACAUUUGCCGCGGCCACGGCUGUCGGCCUCAUGUUUGGAGUCGGCAAUGUUGGCCCGAUACUCGGUGACAUCAAAGAAGCGGACACAUUCAUGACUGCCGAUGGCGGUAUCAAUUGGCACAACGUCAAGAAGGGGCACUGGACCUGGCAAUAUGGUGACCAGGGCUCCAUUAUCGUUUUGGUGGAACGUGCCACUCACGACAGCAAAGCUACUACCAACAUGGUCUCUUACUCCACGGACGAGGGCAAGACAUGGACCGACUACAGGUUCGCAGACGACAAAGUGACUGUGCUUGACAUCACCACGCUGUCUUCUGGCACCUCGCGAAACUUUCUCCUCUGGUGCAGAUCCGAGUCCGGCAAACUUUUCACUGUCAAUCUCGACUUUACUGGCCUCACUGACAAGCCCUGCAAACUUGGCAGCCUCGGCAAGGAAGGAGGCGAUCCCGAUUACGAUCUUUGGUCUCCAAAGCACCCGAUGCAAGACGACGACUGUGUCUUUGGCCAUGUCGCCAAGUACCUCCGCAAGAAGACGGACCGCAAAUGUUACAAUGAGCAGGACAUUCAGCGACUGUACAAGAAGGAGAACUGUGCCUGUAGCCGACGUGACUAUGAAUGUGCCUACAACUUUGAAAUGGACAACAGCGGGCAAUGCCGCUUGGUGGAGGGAUACGAGCCACUGUCUGGCAAAGAGUGGUGCGAAAAGUACAACGCUACGACGUACUUUGAGCCUACAGGCUACCGCCGGCUGCAGCUGACGACGUGCGAGGGCGGCAAGGAGUUUGACAAGACAUCCACGGAGCACGACUGCGCCGGUUACGAGGGCGAAGUGGCCAAGAAGCACAAGACGUCGGGCGUGGCCAUUUUCUUUGCCGUCGUCAUCCCCAUCGCGGCGGCCGUGGCAAUCGGUUGGUGGGUGCAUCGCAAUUGGUCCGGCAAAUUUGGCCAGAUUCGUCUAGGCGAGUCGUCGUCGACGUUUGACAGUGAUCAGCCCUGGAUCAAAUAUCCCGUGAUUGCCAUUUCUGCCGUGGCCGCCGUGGCCGCUGCGCUGCCUGUUGUAGGCGUCAGCGUGUGGCGCUCCGCCGUCGGCGCGUACCAGCGCGCGGGCGGGGGCAGCGGGGGGCGCAGCUGGAACCGUCGCUUCACGACGAGGCAGAGCUUUGCGCGUGGGGGCGGGUAUUCCCAGGUGGAAGAUUACGAUGGGGAGCUGUUGGGCGAGGACAGCGAUGAGGACGUAUAA